Molecule: messenger RNA, 3771 nt
Organism: Mauremys mutica (yellowpond turtle)
Lineage: Eukaryota; Metazoa; Chordata; Testudines; Geoemydidae
Product: zinc finger protein 436-like
Exons: 3
Coding region: 46-1803 (585 amino acids)
Biological process (GO): regulation of transcription by RNA polymerase II
Cellular component (GO): nucleus
Molecular function (GO): DNA-binding transcription factor activity, RNA polymerase II-specific; RNA polymerase II cis-regulatory region sequence-specific DNA binding
Source: RefSeq, a predicted model, not a curated record
GUGGCUGGAGCAGCAGGUAAUGACCGGGGCCUUUUGGUGUUUCAGAUGCCGGUGACCUUCGAGGAGGUGGCUGUGUAUUUCACCCAGGGACAGGGGGCUCUGCUGGACCCCGCUCAGAGAGCCCUCUACAGGGACGUCAUGCAGGAGAACUACGAGACAGUGACCUCGCUGGGAUUCCCCCAUCCCAAACCUGAGCUGAUUGUCCAGCUGGAACGAGGGGAAGAGCCUUGGUUGCCGGAUCUCCAGACCUGCAAGGAAAGAAGGCUUCCGAGAUGCCCCCAUACAGGUGCUGAGCGAGGGAGUGAGAAUGUGGAGCGGAAUCAUCAUGAGGAAGUUCCCGAGGAAGUGGAACCGCAGGGGACCUUUGUGGGAAGAGCCGAAGGCAAUUUUCCCCAGUGCUUGGAGCAGGCAGAAGCCUGGGGAAAUUGGCACAGGUCAGAGAGGCUUCUGGGAAACCACCCAGGGAAGAAAGUGGAUGAAUCUAUUAACAAUGUGGGAGGAGAGGAGGAUCCCAAGGAAGAGACACCCUGGCACUACCUUCAGUGUGGGAAAGGAUUCAUUGCGAGAUCACAGCUUGUGACACAUCAGACAAUCCUUACUGGAGAGAAACCUCUUCAAUGCUUGGACCCUGGGGAAAGCUUCAAUAAGCUCUCAGAUAUUAAUAACCACGGGAGAAGACACAGAGGAGAAAAACCCUCUCAAUCCCUCGAGUGCGGGAAAUGUUUCAUUUCGAAGACACAAAUAAUUAGACAUCAGUUAAGCCACACAGGGGAUAGACCCCACAAGUGCUUGGAAUGUGGGAAAAGUUUCAUAAGAAAGUCAAACCUUUGUGAACAUCAGGCAUUACACACAGGGGAGAGACCCCACAAGUGCUUAGAAUGUGGGAAAAGUUUCAGACAGAGGUCACACCUAGUUUGUCAUCAGGCAUUACACACAGGAGAGAGACCCCACAAGUGCUUGGACUGUGGGAAAAGUUUCAUACAGAGGUCACAGCUAGUUUCUCAUCAGGCAUUACACACAGGAGAGAGACCCCAUAAGUGCUUGGACUGUGGGAAAAGUUUCAUAAGAAAGUCAAGCCUUGUUGAACAUCAGGCAAUCCACACAGAAGAGAAACCCCACAAGUGCUUGGACUGUGGGAAAAAUUUCACACAGAGGUCACACCUAGUUCGUCAUCAGGCAUUACACACAGGAGAGAGACCUCACAAGUGCUUGGACUGUGGGAAAAGUUUCAUAAGAAAGUCAAGCCUUGUUGAACAUCAGGCAGUCCACACAGGAGAGAAACCCCACAAGUGCUUGGACUGUGGGAAAAAUUUCAUAAGGAGGUCACACCUAGUUCGUCAUGAGGCAUUACACACAGGAGAGAAACCCCACAAGUGCUUGGACUGUGGGAAAAAUUUCAUAAGGAGGUCACACCUAGUUCGUCAUGAGGCAUUACACACAGGAGAGAGACCUCACAAGUGCUUGGACUGUGGGAAAAGUUUCAUAAGAAAGUCAAACCUUGUUGAACAUCAGGCAAUCCACACAGGAGAGAGACCUCACAAAUGCUUGGACUGUGGAAAAGGUUACAUACAAAGGUCAGACCUUGUUAAACAUCAGGCAAUCCACACAGGAGAGAGACCCCACAAGUGCUUGGACUGUGGGAAAUGUUUCCCAAAGAGAUCAAGCCUUGUUAAACAUCAGGCAAUCCACACAGGAGAGAGACCCCACAAGUGCUUGGACUGUGGGAAAGGUUACAUACAAAGGUCAGACCUUGUUAAACAUCAGUCAAUCCACACAGGAAAGAGAGCCCACAAGUGCUUGUAGUGUGGGAAAAGUUUCAUCAGCAGGUCACACCUUGUUGAACAUCAGAGAAUCCACACAGGAGAGAGACCCCACAAGUGCUUGGACUGUGGGAAAUGUUUCUCAGUGAGAUCUAACCUUGUUAAACAUCAGUUAAUCCACACAGGAGAGAGACCCCACAAGUGCAUGGACUGUGGGAAAAGUUUCAUAAGAAGGUCACAGCUCGUUUAUCAUCAGUCAAUCCACACAGGAGAGAGACCCUACAAGUGUUUGGACUGUGGGAAAGGUUACAUACAAAGGUCACACCUUAUUCAACAUCAGGCAGUCCACACAGGAGAGACUCCAGAGGUGCUUGGACGGCGGGAAAAGUUUCAUAUGGAAGUCUGACCUCAUUAAACAUGGAAGAAUCCACACAGGAUCUAAACUGCUGUGACACAUGGCAAGAAAGGAUUAAGCAAGUUGCAUGUAAUGGAUUCAAUGGGGAUAGGGGCUGAAAGAUGGAGAGAAUGUUUAUAGCUGAAAUCACCAAAAUGUGUUUUGCAAGGUUAGUGUUAAGUGGAUCUGUUCCGCUCUCCUGCUCGGACAUUUUCUGUGGGGAUCCCGGAGAUGGAAAGGAGCAGCUGUUACCAUCUUGGCUACCAAUCCCCACGGUGACUCUCUACACUAGCAAUUCUCAAACUGUGGCCAGAGCCUCCCAAUGGAGGGACAGGAAUGUGUCAAGGGAGGGGCAUGAUCAGUGUGGGUUGUUUGUUUUUUAAAGAGCACUGGCUGUCGGCCCCAGGUGGUUGGGGCUCAUGAAGAAGGAACAGGCCCAUCUGGCAGGUGGGGAUAAAUGCUCAGGCUCUCAAACCCAGGUGGAGCAGCAGCACAGAAGUAGGUGUCAAUGGGGUGAUAAGUCUGCUGUGAACAGCGAUAUUGAGGAAUAUCACUUUUCACGUGGCCACCCUGAAUUCUGUGCUGCUAUUGGAGAGCUUUAGAGCUGGGCCCAUCGCCAGCACCAUGUUUACAAAAUGAUAAAUCUUCUCCAAAGUAUGUCCUGUGAGGUAUCAUAGGGAAAGUCAUCACCUGCUGAAUAUUAUUGUCCAAUUAAAAUGUGUCUAUCAGCACUGUCCACAGGGGUGGCUCCAGACCCCAGCACGCCAUGCAUGCCGCAGGGGGCGCUCUGCUGGUCACCAGGAGGGCGGCAGGUAGCUCCGGUGGAUGUCUUGCAGACGUACCUGCGGAGGGUCCGCUGGUCCCGCGGCUCCGGUGGAGCAUCCGCAGGCGUGUCUGCAGGAGGUCCACCGGAGCCGCGGAAUCGGUGACCGGCAAAGCGCCCCCCGCGGCAUUCCGCCAUGCUUGGGGCGUCUAAAUCGCUAGAGCCACCCCUGACUGUCCAUGGAGCUCGGAAAGUUUGCUGUAUCUUUGUUACAUGCUGUAAAGCUGGAAAACGCCCACAGACGAGCUCCCCAGAGAUAGCGGCACCUGCACACCAGCUAGGUGCUAAGUGGCCAGUAAUUGCUGAGCCGGCCCUUCACCAGCUGUGGAGCCGGGAACAAGAGAGUUACAAUUCACCGGAAGGACGGCUGGACGCUCACUUAGGCCACAGACUGAUUGUCGCCUGCCCCCCGGCUUGGGGGUGAACCUCAAAGAGGAGAGUGGUACAAAAGCACAAGGGAGAAUUACCUCCAUUUUUAACUCUCCUCUCCCUUCUCUACGGAAGGCAAGAAUGUGACUUGAAAGACAACAGGGGCCGUGGAGUGGGGAGGACGGACCAAGGCUGGAAGGAAAUCCAGCCUGGGUACUCAGAACUGUGAACUGCCUGCAACAGCAGGUGGGGUGCAAAAACCUGCUUGCUUCACAUUUUCCUUAAAUUGGUAAAAUGUAGGAUUUAAAAUGCAUGUUUUAAUUGUAUAGGUUUAACCAGAUCUGACCUUUGACAUCUUUGUCCCUUGUAAUCCCUGAAAACCCCCUUGCUCCAGUUAGUAAAGUGGUUUUAGUGUUUUGUCUGGA